Messenger RNA from Trichechus manatus latirostris (Florida manatee), 2317 nucleotides. It is a transcript of the gene SHQ1, whose product is annotated as SHQ1, H/ACA ribonucleoprotein assembly factor. Gene Ontology annotation, cellular component: cytoplasm; nucleoplasm. The transcript is spliced from 11 exons. Gene Ontology annotation, biological process: box H/ACA snoRNP assembly. Lineage: Eukaryota; Metazoa; Chordata; Mammalia; Sirenia; Trichechidae. The coding region runs from base 190 to 1923 and encodes 577 amino acids. The record is from RefSeq and is a predicted model, not a curated record.
UUUUCCUUAAUAGCGUCCCGUCUCCAUGGAGAUAGGCGUGAGGUGGGACUUCCUGCCUUACGCGCAAGCACUUCCGCUUCGAGCCGGAAGCGCCUUGAAUAACAGGAUUGACUCCGGCGUGUAUAGGGUUCUUUUAGAUACUGAGUGGCGGGAACGUUGUAGCCACCCGCACCUGCAUCGGGCGCGGUGAUGCUGACCCCCGCAUUCGACCUUAGCCAGGACCCCGACUUCCUGACUAUCGCCAUCCGCGUGCCCUAUGCUCGGGUCUCCGAGUUUGACGUGUACUUCGAGGGGGUCGACUUCAAGUUCUACGCCAAGCCGUACUUUCUCAGAUUAACCCUUCCUGGAAGAAUUGUAGAAAAUGGAAGUGAGCAAGGGUCCUAUGAUGCAGAUAAAGGAGUUUUUACCAUUCGAUUGCCAAAAGAAACUCCCGGUCAGCAUUUUGAGGGGCUGAACAUGCUGACUGCUCUCCUUGCACCCAGAAAAUCCAGGACUGCGAAACCACUUGUGGAAGAAAUAGGUGCUUCAGAGAUUUCUGAAGAAGGCGUAGAAGAUGAUGAUGAAGAAUUUGACUGGGAAAUCGAACAGUCCCCCUACGAGGAGGUAUCAGAAAGUGCUUUGAAUCCGCAGUGCCACUAUGGAUUUGGCAACUUACGAUCAGGAGUGUUUCAGCGGUUACAGGAUGAAUUGAGUGAAGUUAUUGAUAUUAAGGAUCCAGAUUCUAUUCCUGCAGCUGAACGAAGACAGAAACGCCUGGCUGCCGAGCUGGCCAAGUUUGAUCCUGAUCAUUACCUAGCUGACUUUUUUGAAGAUGAGGCAAUUGAACAGGUUUUGAAGUAUAAGCCUUGGUGGGCUGAUACAUAUUCAAAAGUGAUGGCUUCUUUGGGAAAGAGCCAGGAGCAAGAAAAUCAUGCUGCACUAGUGUCUUUUUCUGAAGAUGAGAAAUAUCAGCUACGAAAAUUUGUCAAUAAAUCUUACCUGCUGGAUAAGAGAGCCCACCGUCAAGUGUACUACAGUUUGAUUGAUAUCCUUUUGGCCUAUUGCUACGAAACUCGUGUCACUGAAGGAGAGAAGAAUGUUGAAUCCGCAUGGAAUAUCAGAAAAUUGAGUCCAACACUGUGCUGGCUUGAGACUUGCACUAACGUUCAUGAAAUCCUGGUGUCCUUUGGAAGAAGAGUUUUGUGCUACCCACUUUAUCGCCACUUCAAGCUGGUGCUGAAAGCCUGCAGAGAUACUAUAAAGAUACUACAACUAGGUAAAAGUGCAGUUUUAAAGUGUCUCCUGGAUAUUCACAAAAUUUUUCAGGAAAACGACCCAGCUUACAUUCUGAAUGAUCUCUACAUCUCAGACUACUGUGUGUGGAUUCAGAAAGCCAAGUCCAAAAAAUUGGCAGCUCUUGCAGAAGCCUUAAAGAAAGACUCUCUUACAAAGGCCCAGCUGGGAUUCGAACUGGAAGAACUGGAAACGGCGGCCCUUCUUGUCCAGGAGGAAGAAACUGCAUUAAAAGCAGCCUGCUCAGCUUCCAGGCAGCAGACACCUUGCUGCAGUCCUGAGGCAAGUGAUUUGGAGGAAUCGGACAGCACCUCAUCCUCCACAACCCAAGACUCAGAUUCAGAACAAGACGAGCGCCAAGAGAACGGAUCCAAGACAGCAGGUUCUUUGCAGGGUCCCCUUCUUGAAGAAAGCAGUGCCCUGCUUACUGAUGGUGUUGAGGUAUGCAGAAACAUGGCCCUCCUGAGGUCUGAGGGCAGUCAGGGGAAACCACUUGCCCUUUCUUGUGCUCCAGGAAGGUCUGGGCCUUUAAUAGAGGAGCUGGAAGACCAACUGAAAACCAUAGUCCAGAUUUCUGAGGCCGAGGGCUCGGUUGCUGGAAACCACAGCAGUGUGCAGGAAAGAGACGACCGGCAGACACCUAUUCAUUGAUUCCAAGUGGUCUUAUUCCUUGUCAAGAAUCAUGUCAGAUUUGGUUGCAUCUGUGAAUCAGAAUUCCUCAUUUUCACCCUGUACUUUUUUUUAGUAUAUAUAACAUUGUUUUUCAGUGAGCUAAUGUUUGUUUAUACCCUUUGCUUUCCUUGUUGCAGCUUUAAAAAUAAAGUUCAAAAGUGUUUUUACCAAAGUAAAACAAAGUAUGUACAAAAGUAAUUAAUAUUUGAAGAUGAAAAUAAUAGUUCUACUGCCAGAAUCUCUAGAAUGUGGAGUCCAUUAAUAUUUUUAAUAGCUUUACUGGGAUGUACUUGACAUACAAUAGAUUACACAUAUUUCAACUAUACAAUUUGAAAAGCAUUAACAUGUGUAUAUACCAAGUGAAACCAUCACC